Molecule: messenger RNA, 3731 nt
Organism: Labrus mixtus (cuckoo wrasse)
Lineage: Eukaryota; Metazoa; Chordata; Actinopteri; Labriformes; Labridae
Gene: add3b
Product: adducin 3 (gamma) b
Exons: 15
Coding region: 290-2374 (694 amino acids)
Biological process (GO): barbed-end actin filament capping
Cellular component (GO): postsynaptic density; plasma membrane; cytoskeleton
Molecular function (GO): actin filament binding
Source: RefSeq, a predicted model, not a curated record
CCUCCAUGCAGCCACUCUUCACUCGUCUUCAACUCUACUUACUCGCAGCGGGCAGUCUGCUCCGUCUGGAUACUGUAGCAGCAUCAAGUUGCGCCCUGCAAGCUGUUCUCCCUUCUUCUACUAAAUGUAUUCAAAACGGGAAUAACAGUCGGGGAUACUUUUUUAUUCACAUUUUGUGGAGCCCCCUUCGGAGAAGAACUCGACACCUCAUCGUGGGGGGAGUUAAUUCACGAACUGGACACUUUGUUUCAGAUCCCAGAGGGCGAGUGGGAGGCUGUGCAGUGACAACAUGAGUCUGGUGGAUGUGAGACAGACGGCGGGGUCUCUAACCCUGUCCCUGUCCAGCAAUGACUCCAAGGAACGCUACUUUGACCGUAUGGACGACAGUGACCCCGAGUACCUCCGCAGCAGGACCAUGUCCCCAGACCUGAGGCAGGACUUUAGCAUGAUGGAGCAGAAGAAGAGGGUCACCCAGAUCCUGCAGAGUCCGGUGUUUAAAGAUGAGCUUGAAGGCCUGAUUCAGGACCAGCUGACAAAGGGCAACACUCCCACAGGUCUCCUGGCUCUGAGACAAAUCGCUGACCUGGUCAUGGCAAGCACUUUGGGAGGAGCUGGACCUUUGACGUCACCCAUCAGCGUUGGGAUGGUGACUCCAGUCAAUGACUUGUACGGCAUCGAGUCACCCUCUUUUGCUAAAGGGGAGAAACAGAGUCGCUGCAGGCUGGCUAGCCUCUACAGGCUGGUUGACCUCUUCAGCUGGGCUCGUUUUACAAGCUCCUACAUUACUGUGCGUGUCAAUAAGGAGCAGGAUCAUGUUCUCAUUGGUCCACGAGGUCUGUCCUUUGCUGAGGUGACGGCAGCAAACUUGGUAAAAGUAAAUAUAGUUGCUGAGGUGGUGGACCAGGGUUCUACUGAUCUUGGAAUCGACCACUUUGGGUUUGCUUCCCAUGCCGCCAUUUACUCGAUGCGCCCUGAUGUGAGAUGCAUCAUCCACAUACAUACCCCUGCCACAGCCGCUGUGUCCUCCAUGAAAUGUGGAAUCCUGCCCAUUUCCCAGGAGGCUUUGCUUCUGGGAGACGUUAGCAGCUUUGGUUACCAUGGCAGCUUGGACAAUAAAGAGGAGAAGGUGGAGUUUCAGAAAGCUCUGGGCCCUACUGCCAAGGUGAUGAUUCUAAGGAACCAUGGGCUGCUGGCUUUGGGAGAAACAGUAGAGGAAGCUUUUCACUACGUGUACCACUCACAGCAAGCUUGUGAAAUCCAGGUGAAUGCUUUGAGCUGUUCACGGAACCUGGACACUCUCGUGCUCCUUGAUAAGGAGAAGUUCAAACCCCUGACCCAGGGAGUGGCCGCUGCCGGGGUGGUGAUGGACAAUGAGGUCAAGUGGAAAGUGGGCGAGGCCGAGUUCGAGUCCCUAAUGAGGAUGCUGGACAACCUGGGAUACAGAACAGGUUACUCGUACAGGAACCCCAUUGUCCGUGAAAAACCCCGCUCGAAGAACGACGUGGAGAUCCCUGCCACGGUGUCAGGGAUGCCACCAGAGGACAGUGAACUCGGUCUGCGUAGCCCCUUCAAGUUUAUGGCGCAGAAACAGCAGAGAGAAAGGACCCGGUGGCUCAACUCACCCAACAGCUACUUGAGGGUCAAUGUUCCUGAACAUUCCUACAGCGGAGAUGUCAGCCCCAGGACCAAAACCAUGUGGAUGAAGUCGUCAGAGCCAGGAAACAGCAUCGGCACACCAAUAAAGAUAGAGGAUCCAAACCAGUUUGUCCCUCUCAACACUAAUCCCACAGAGGUUUUAGACAAGAGGAACCGGAUAAAAGAACAGCACAGAGGAGAGCAGAUGACUCCAGGACCAAAAUCUCAGUUAUUGUCAGGAAUCGUUGUGGACACCAUACCUGGACCGGCUUUCAUCGUUGAAGAUGAGGCGCACACUCGCUCCCUCCCACCGAAUCCUUUCAAUGAGCUGACAGAGAAGGAGCUGCAGGAAUACAAGAACACAGUAGAAAGAAAGCAGCAAGGCCAAGAAGAAGAUGAUGACGCCACAGAUGCGGAAGAGAUGACAACAUUUGAUGGUUCCACUAUCUCCCUUUCACUUUCCCCCCUUAUGACGCCAGUAAAGCAUGACGUAAUUCCCAAUGGGAAAGACCACUUGGAAGAGCUGGAGGAGGAUCUGAGCAUGGAGGUAUCCAAGCUGAGCGUGAGCACUUCGGAUACGGUGGAAAUCUCAAUUACAUCGAACGAGAAGACAGGGGAAGCUCAGACCCCAGAGAGCCAGACCAAGUCCCCAAAGAAAAAGAAAAAGAAGUUCCGUACACCUUCAUUUCUCAAAAAGAGCAAGAAAAAGAAGGAGGAGAAAGAGAAAAGUGAAGCCUGAGGGCAUUUACCAUAAAAGCAAUUAGUAUUUGGCUAGGACACCACCUGAAUUCAGUUCUGAAUUUUCCGCUUGUUAAAGGGGAGUGAAAUAAGAAAAAUGAUUAUCAUUCAGUCAGAAUGUCUCCCAGGACUCUGUCCUUUUUACACAUCUCCCAUCAUUCACAGUUAUUAUUACAUGUGAACGUUUUUUUUUGUAGAUGGUAAAAUGGAUGCUUUUCCCCCCUGAGAAUUUACGAUCGACCACUCCUGAAGGGCUAAGAAAACUAAAAUAAACUACAAUGGUGUGUGGUUGCUAUUACCCAUAUUUUAAUGGGGUAUGAAAUGGAUAUAGAACUACACAUUGUGAUGGUUAUGACAAACAUAAACAGAUUAAACUUGUGUUUUUCUUUUUUUUUUGCACAGUUAUCUCUUGAAUGUAUACGGAAGCUAUGAAAUUGUUUUAACAAUUUUGAAAAAUUUACAAUCACAAGUAGUAGUGUGAUCAUCGAUAUGCUUGGCCUUAUUAGAAGGAUGAUUUUAUCUGAGCUACCUAUAGUUACAUUAUCUUGUAAUAAUAUAUGUUCAUUUAUAUUAUAGGUAUUACAACAUAGUGUUUGAUAGUUUCAUAAAUGAUUUGAUAGUCUACAUACUAACUCAUACUGAACAUGCUGUGAUUGAUAGUAAUAAUUCAUGUUCUUACAUCUGUGUCAUCGGUAUCGUCUCUAUGGUUGCUGCUUCAUUGUAAUAGAGAGCUCAGUAAAGUGAUGAUUUUUUUUUUGCAUAAUGGUGUUAAAUGGUAAAAUCUGACUAUUUCAUAAUGGACAGAAAAUAUCCAGACGUUGGGGUGUUGAAAAUGAAAGUGCGAAGCCUGAAUCACAGAAAGUUGAAUGUGAUGGAUGUUUCGAAUAUUUGGGUUUUUUUUUCCUGAAAAAUGAGUUGAUGGCAAUAUGCAGUGGAAAGCGUUUCUUCAUAGCCACUUUGAGCUUUGAUAUAAAGUAUAUUAGAGGACUUAUAUUAACAUCCCAGUCAAUAAUGUGAAUGAUUUGUUUUGACCCAAAGGGAGUGAACUCUUUGUAAAAAGUUUGUUUUUGUGAGGUUCUAUUGUUACGCUAAACCAAAUGUAAAAAAAAUACAAACAUAGCAAUGUGACAGUACAAUCAAAUAACACUAUUUUAACACUUUGUAUCUUUUUUUUUUUAUUAAACCUAAUGCUCAGUGUUUACAAACUGCAUUAACUUAUGUAACCUGUGUGCCUAGUGCUUGUAUUUCCUCUGUUGUUUACAUUGCUAUUUGUGUACAUUGCAUUACACCUCGCCUCAGUCAGUCCUUUAAAAUUGCCUUCCUUCUGAUGUAAUAAAAGCUGGCAUAUGUUUCCAUAA